Messenger RNA from Drechmeria coniospora, 1860 nucleotides. RefSeq names its product ubiquitin carboxyl-terminal hydrolase 19. Bases 1 to 1860 code for a protein of 619 amino acids. NCBI's taxonomy places the organism in Eukaryota, Fungi, Ascomycota, Sordariomycetes, Hypocreales, Ophiocordycipitaceae. The transcript is spliced from 2 exons. The record is from RefSeq and is a predicted model, not a curated record.
AUGACAGGAAUGGAUACGCCGUUUGUCGUGUCUCGCGAAGAACUCCACGUCCUGCAGAUGGAAGUGAAGCAAGUGCAGUGCAGCCAGACAAACCAUGCCGAACGAAUAUUACGGCUGGAGAAGCGGCAUGCUGACGAGUCAGCGCUGAAGUCCGUAUGGAACUCUCCUUUUCCCGGCGUGCUGGGAGCAGGGACACCACAGCACGAUGCCGUUCAAUCGCCUCACAACGAAAUGUUUGACGAUGAUUUGGACGAACAGGGAGAGCAGCUGCUUGGCUCGCUACACCUUGGACCGGCCGAGGAAGAGCCUGCUAGACGUGGUGCUGCCUCGAGGGCAAACAGCGUUCGCUUCGACGAGAGCGCCUUGCAUGGAUCUAGCUGGGGUGGGCAGAGCAGCCGGCACUCGGCAGACUUUGGCCCUCUUCGGCCGGUAGGUGGCAUCACCAUGGAACGUUCGCUCUCCCACAAGUCAGACGGCAGGCACAGCUCGGCGGGACAUUCGGUGCACUCGCAUCACUCGGUCGCCUCGGGUCGUGCCAGCAGCCUCGGGGUCGACACCAACUAUGCGGCCUGCGACUCGUCCUCUCCGUUCGACAUGCCGGCGCCUCCCGCCUCGCUCUUUGUCCUGGGCAGCGUCCCAUCAAUCAUCCGCUGCUGGCUGACGACCGACUUUGCCCAUGACACGCUGCUCUAUGCCGACAUCUGCACCGGGUCGCAAAAGUCGGUCGUGGACUACUCCCUGAUCAAGGAGCUCGGCUUGACGGAGGAAAUCGAGCGGUGCGGCGACGGCGUAUACCGCGCAAGGCUGAACGUGUUCCUGGCCGAGGCGGUGGUGGUGAAGGCGCACAGCAGAAAUGGGUCUACCAGCGGCUUGGUCCCAUUCAUGUCCGUUGUCUUCGAGGUCACGGGAGGAGUGAGCGCGGGACGGCAGAGCGAAGCGAAGGCGAUACGCAUCUACAUCGGAAGCGACGUACUCCGGGCGCAUUCCGCCGACGUCCUGCUGUCCCAGAACAAAAUGGUGGUGUACGGGAGUCAGCAGGAGCGCUUGCAGGUACCCUUUGUGCGCCCCGAGGAUGAGAACGUCUUUCGACACAUCCAAACGGUACACGUGGCACCCGGGAAACGCAGGCUGAACGCAAACGCGGCGCCGUUCGUGCUGCCGGACGAGGGCAACCUGGCGGGUGACGAGAUGGCCGAGGAUGGGACAUUGCUUGUGCAGCGCGAAGAUGACGAAUCGCCCCUCGGCCCAUCACCGAUGGAGUCGCGUGCGGGAUCCAGCAAGUCUGCGGUGCCAACUAGCGCGUCUGAGCACGGCGGGGAGGGUGAGAAGGCGGCAAUGGACGUCAACGGUUCCGAAUCCGGUAAAGAGUUCUCCAAUGGUGCGGAAAGCUCGCGGAACGAAGCGUCGGCGCCGUCGGGCAUUUGGAGAUCGUGGCGGCAGGGAACUGUCGGCGGAUCGGAUGGACAAUCGCGAGAGGCGGGACCCUUGAGCGGCUAUCAGCCUGCCAUGCGCAGCGGCCGCAGCAUGAAGGUUUUGAAGUCGCUCAAGGCGGGCUCGGCCUCGGCAAGGACCGGCGCGGCGUACGAGCCGCCGCUGGCGGCCAAGGCUGCGGAUGGGCGUCGCAAGAGCCUCGUCAGCAUCGGCGUAGACGGCGGCUCGACGAAGUGGGACGCGAAGCGGGCCGUCAGCUCAGGCGCAGAGUUCAAGAUGCUGGCGGUCGGGCGUGACGGCGGCCGAACGGCGGCGGCAGCGACAUUGCCGAGGUCCGUGAACCCGGUCGGCGUGGCCUCGGCAUUUUCGUGGAUGACACCGGCCAGCAAGGGAGCGGCCAAGUCGUCGACGGCGGCGGACGGAGAUUAG